This is a messenger RNA of Spinacia oleracea (spinach), 2793 nucleotides long. RefSeq lists its product as uncharacterized. Bases 1 to 2793 code for a protein of 930 amino acids. The transcript has a single exon. Lineage: Eukaryota; Viridiplantae; Streptophyta; Magnoliopsida; Caryophyllales; Amaranthaceae. The record is from RefSeq and is a predicted model, not a curated record.
AUGGUCGAUGCUCUGGAUGAGGCCGAGUCCUUUAUUCAUGCCACCGAAAUUUUUUCCGUCCCCAAGGAAUCUAAGGGAACAAUGAUUGCAGACCAUCCCCAGCGCAAAGACAAGGCAGACAAAAAGACCAACCGUCCUAAUGGGACGUGGGCCAUUGAAAAGAAGGGAUAUCAGGCAAACACCUCCCAGGGGCAGAAGAGAGGACGGCCAUACGACAAAGAGAGGUUUGAGUACAACACCGACUUGUACACAAUACUGCUGGACGUCAGUGACAGAUAUAAGAUUGAUCGUCCGUUCCCCAUGAAGUCGCCGGUAGAAACCCGGGACAGCUCCCUAUAUUGUAAGUUCCAUUGUGAUGUGGGACAUGAAACUAAAGAUUGCAAGAGUCUGCGUAGAGCUCUUGAUGGAUUAGCCGCCAAAGGAUUUCUGAAAUCAUAUCUCAGCUCGAGCACAGGGGGAAGUGGUAAAAAGUUCUACAAGAAAAGUAAGUCGUCGUCAUAUCGACGUGAUGACAAUGAAACUGAUCCAGAAAUCGUAGCCGUUAUCUCAGGGGGCCUAGCUGCUGGGGGCCCAACAAUGAGAGGACAAAAGGACUAUGCAAGCCGGUUGGGGCAAGUCAUGUUAUCUGGAAAAGCUCCAAUGGACCACUUCCCUAAAGUGGAGAUUUGUGAAUCUGAUAAGGGCAAGAUAGCCACUCCUCAUGACGACCCCUUGGUUAUUGAGCUAAAGGUAGCAAACCUCAAAGUCAGGCGUAUUUUAGUAGACACGGGGAGUUCGUCAGACAUUAUCAGCACAACUUGUCUAAAUCGUCUUGAGCAUGAUCCUAAGACAAUUGAAAAGAUACAUUAUCCGAUCUUUGGAUUCGGAGGCGGCAUAAUUCAUCCCCGAGGGAUAAUCACUCUGCCCCUACGAGUAGGAGGCCGGCAUCAAAGUAAGAACUUGAAUGUCCGAUUUCUAAUUGUGAAAGACCUCACCGCUUACAAUAUCAUAUUGGGCCGCCCAACUUUGAAUCAGGCCAAAGCAGUGGUCGUCACUCAUCUUAUGCUCAUGAAAUAUGUCUGUGAUAAAGGCCAGGUCGACACUAUUCAUGGUGAUCAACAGCUAGCAAGAGUUUUUUAUCUCACUACGCUAAGUCCCGAGGCUUGGGGGAAAACUGACGAAGCGAGAGCAAGCUCAAAAAGAAAGCUAGAUGAGAUAGAGGAGAAAGUCAAGAAAGAAACCUUUACCAUUGCCACGGCUCACAUGGAAGCAAGACGACCUGAGCCGGUUGGUGGGCAUUAUGAAAUAAUUCUUGAUAAAGCGCGUCCAGAUAGGACGGUGCCAGUAGGGGUCUCUCCUGACGAUCAGCUUGGGGCACAUUUGGUCACUCUCCUGAGAGAGUUCCCGGACAUCUUUGCUUUUGCUGUGGAGGAGAUGUCGGGCAUUGAUCCAAGUAUAGCCGUCCACAAACUCAACGGAGAUGAGUCCUUAAAACCUGUUCGUCAGAAGAAGAGAAAUCAUGGGGAAGCAAGAAACAAAGCCGCGGCUGAAGAAGUUCGAAAGUUGUUAGAGGUUGGGUUCAUUCGGCCAAGUCAAUAUCCGGAUUGGGUAGCAAAUGUAGUGUUGGUGCCAAAGCCUAAUAAGUCAUGGAGAAUGUGUGUGGAUUACACGGAUUUAAACAAGGCCUGUCCAAAAGACAGCUUCCCUCUGCCCAAAAUAGAUCGGUUGGUAGACUCGACGGCCGGUCAUGCUAUGAUGUCCUUCAUGGACGCCUAUUCAGGUUUUCAUCAGAUUCCUUUGUGGCCAGAGGACCAGGAAAAAACGUCAUUUGUUACUGAGCAAGGCUUGUACUGCUAUAAAGUGAUGCCGUUUGGCUUAAAGAAUGCGCCGGCCACAUUUCAGCGUCUAGUCAACACUAUCUUCUCUAAUCAGUUGGGACGAAACAUUAAAGCCUACAUUGAUGAUAUGAUAGUAAAAAGCAAGCAACGUGAAGAACGCCUGGCUGACUUGAGAGAAACUUUUGAGACGCUCCGAAAAUAUCAGAUGAGGUUAAAUCCAAAGAAGUGUGUUUUUGGAGUAAAGACUGGGAAGUUCUUGGGUUUCCUUAUUGAUGAAAGGGGAAUUGAGGCCAACCCUGACAAAGUGCAAGCAGUAAUAGAUAUGACGUCGCCAAAAUCAGUGAAAGAAGUCCAACGUCUACCUGGAUGUCUAGCGGCCCUGGGACGGUUCUUAUCAAGAGCAGGUGACAAGUGUCACUAUUUCUUCGGAACAAUCAAGAAGAAGAGCAAAUUUGAAUGUUCCGAAUCGGCAAAAACAACAUUCGUCCGGUUAAAGGAACAUCUCCACACCUUACCUCGGCGGGUCAGUCCUCUUCAAGGAGAAACUUUGUAUGUCUAUCUGGCCAUCUCCGAGUGGUCCUUGAGUGCUGUGUUGUUGACAGAAAGGGAGGGAGUGCAACUCCCCGUCUAUUUUGUGAGCCAUGUCCUGCAAAAUGCCGAGCUGAGAUAUCCUCCAAUUGAGAAGUUUGCACUUGCGCUAUUUAUGGCAAGUAAAAAGCUGCGUCCUUACUUUCUGGCACACAAACUAGUGGUAUACACAGACCAGCCAUUGAAACAACCGCUUACUAAGCUAGACGCUGCCGGACGAAUGCUAAAAUGGGCAAUUGAGCUGAAUGCAUUUGACAUCUCAUAUGAGCCGCGAAAGGCUAUCAAGGGACAAGCAUUUGUCGAUUUCAUUGCAGAAAUGACGAGGCCUACUUUUGAGAAGAACGUGGCGACCCGUUGGACUGUAUAUGUAGAUGGGUCGUCCACCUAG